AUGGAUAUUAUUUUAGGAAUUAAAGUAUCUGAUGCCACCCUCGUUGCAACAUCUAAGGCUGCCACAAGAGGUAUUUCCAUUUUGAAGGAUACCGACGACAAAACAAGACAUUUAAACGCACACAAUUUAAUAGCAUAUACUGGUGAAGCUGGUGAUACUGUUCAGUUUGCCGAGUAUGUUCAAGCUAACAUUCAAUUGUACUCCAUGAGAGAGAAUGACAUUGAGUUAUCCCCAAAAGCAACAGCUUCGUUUGUGAGAAACCAAUUAGCUUCUUCGCUUAGAUCUAGAAAACCAUACCAAGUGAACUGUUUAAUUGGAGGAUACGAUGUAAAGACAAAUCAGCCGUCGUUGAAUUGGAUAGAUUAUUUAGGUACGCAAGUUGAACUUCCUUAUGGUGCUCAUGGCUACGCAGCAUUUUACACAACAUCCUUGUUAGAUAAACAUUAUAGAAAGGACAUGACAGUUGAAGAUGGUUUGAAGUUAAUGGACAUGUGUGUCAAAGAAUUACAAACGAGAAUGCCCAUUGAUUUUAAAGGUGUGUACAUCAAGGUGGUAGAUAAAGAUGGUAUAAGACAGAUUGAGUCAAAUUGA
Messenger RNA from Candida dubliniensis CD36, 591 nucleotides. It is a transcript of the gene PRE1, whose product is annotated as proteasome core particle subunit beta 4. Gene Ontology annotation, cellular component: proteasome core complex, beta-subunit complex; proteasome core complex; nucleus. The coding region runs from base 1 to 591 and encodes 196 amino acids. The transcript has a single exon. Gene Ontology annotation, biological process: proteasomal protein catabolic process. Gene Ontology annotation, molecular function: peptidase activity. The record is from RefSeq and is a predicted model, not a curated record. Lineage: Eukaryota; Fungi; Ascomycota; Pichiomycetes; Serinales; Debaryomycetaceae.